Ustilago hordei is the source of this 621-nucleotide messenger RNA. RefSeq lists its product as uncharacterized. Bases 1 to 621 code for a protein of 206 amino acids. Gene Ontology annotation, biological process: intracellular calcium ion homeostasis. Gene Ontology annotation, molecular function: P-type transmembrane transporter activity. NCBI's taxonomy places the organism in Eukaryota, Fungi, Basidiomycota, Ustilaginomycetes, Ustilaginales, Ustilaginaceae. Gene Ontology annotation, cellular component: membrane. The record is from RefSeq and is a predicted model, not a curated record. The transcript has a single exon.
AUGGCGAACGAAUAUUCGCACAUUCAUACGCCGAUCCACCCUCGGGCGCCGACCGCUAACCUUGUAUCCGUCAAGGUGCUCGUCAGCUUGAUUGGUCAGGUGGCUAUCUGCGGAGGCUUUCAGAUGUGGGCAUUCUAUUACACUCGUCGACAAGACUGGUACGAGCCUCCAGAGAUCAACCCCGACGAGCUCAAUACCAGCAAUCCCGAGAACUCGGCCGUCUUUCUCGUCUCCUCAUUCCAAUAUGUCAUCGGGUCCAUCGUGUACUCCACAGGCUACCCAUACCGGAAGCCGGUCUACACGAACGUAUGGCUAAUGGCAACAGUGACGAUUCUGCUGCUGUUCUCGCUCUUUGCACUCUUCACACCUUCGGGACUCGUCUUUGAUCUGCUGGGACUGGUCUCCUUGCCGCGCUCUUUCCACAUUGCGCUCUUCAUUGCGGUCGUGCUCAACACCAUCCUCUGCUUCCUCUUCGAGUCGGUACUGUCCAAGUAUGUCGUCAAAUUUGUGAAGGGCGUUCAGCGACUGUCCCGCCGAUCGAGACGGAACAAGACACGCAAACACGGCAGCAAGAUGUAUAAAGCUGUCGAGCGAAGCAUGCAGCACGAUGGAGACGCUUGA